CACGCUAAUUUUAGCCACCCACUACUUUUCAAAAUUCCUUAUUAUUUUUCUCUCCCUUUCUUUAUAUUCCUAUUCAUUUCCCUAUUUUCCAUCUCUCUCACACAACCAUGUUUCCUUAUAAAUACAUUGAAAAAGAGUGAGUGUUGAGUCAAUUGAGAGUGAAGUAAGAGAAGUUAGGUGAAUCAAUUAGUGAUGAUUUUAGAGAUGGGUUCCAUGUGGGUGGUCCUCAUGGCCAUUGGUGGUGCUCUUUUGGUCCUAAGAUCCAUUCUCAAAAAUGUAAAUUGGUGGCUCUAUGAAUCCAAAUUAGGUGUCAAGCAGUACUCUCUGCCACCAGGUGAUAUGGGAUGGCCCUUCAUAGGUAACAUGUGGUCCUUUCUUAGAGCUUUCAAGUCUAAAGAUCCUGACUCCUUCAUCUCUUCCAUUGUAUCCAGAUAUGGAAGUAGUGGAAUAUACAAAGCCUUAAUGUUUGGAAAUCCAAGUGUGAUUGUGACAACACCAGAAGGAUGCAAAAGAGUUCUAACAGAUGAUGAAAAAUUCACAACUGGUUGGCCUCAAUCUACAAUAGAGCUCAUUGGAAAGAACUCAUUCAUUGCAAUGACUUACGAAGAACACAAGCGCCUUCGACGUUUAACAUCGUCUUCCAUCAAUGGCAUGGAAGCAUUGUCUUUGUACUUGAAAUAUAUCGAAGAAAACGUUAUAAUUUCGCUAGAGAAAUGGUCUAACAUGGGACAAAUCGAGUUUUUAACCGAAAUUCGGAAGCUUACUUUUAAAAUCAUUAUGCAUAUUUUUCUUAGUUCAGAAAGUGAACCUGUUAUGGAAGCUUUGGAAAAAGAAUACACAAUACUUAAUCAUGGAGUUAGAGCUAUGCAAAUCAAUGUUCCUGGAUUUGCAUACUAUAAAGCGCUCAAGGCUAGGAAAAAUCUAGUUGGAAUAUUUCAAUCUAUUGUGGAUGAUAGAAGAAACAUAAGAAAGGUUUAUUCGCAAAAGAAAGCGAAAGAUAUGAUGGAUUCUCUUAUAGAUGUUGAAGAUGAUAAUGGAAGAAAGUUGAAUGAUGAAGAUAUCAUUGAUAUAAUGUUAAUGUACUUGAAUGCUGGUCAUGAGUCUUCGGGACAUAUUACAAUGUGGGCUACCUAUUUCCUACAAAAGCACCCUGAAUAUCUUAAAAAAGCUAAGGAAGAACAAGAAGAAAUAAUAAAGAGGAGACCUUCAACACAGAAAGGGUUGACACUUAAGGAAAUUCGCGGCAUGGAUUUUCUUUAUAAGGUAAUCGAUGAAACAAUGCGCGUGAUAACCUUUUCAUUGGUGGUUUUUCGAGAGGCGAAAUCCGAUGUAACUAUCAAUGGUUAUACCAUACCAAAAGGUUGGAAAGUGCUUACAUGGUUCAGAUCAGUUCACCUUGAUCCUGAAAUAUAUCCUAAUCCAAAGGAAUUUAAUCCUAAUAGAUGGAAUAAGGAACAUAAAGCAGGGGAGUUCCUUCCCUUUGGAGCAGGAACUAGAUUAUGUCCUGGCAAUGAUCUUGCCAAAAUGGAAAUAGCUGUUUUUCUUCAUCAUUUCACUCUUAAUUACCGGCUUGAACAGCUUAAUCCUAAAUGUCCUAUUAGAUAUUUACCACAUACAAGGCCUAUGGACAAUUGCUUAGGAAGGGUUAAGAAAUGUUGAUCAACAUAAAUUUCAAAUGGAAAAGAGAGUUCAUGGUUCUUUGUAUUGUGAAAAUUGUUUUCAUGUUUGUAUUUUGGUAAAAACCACAAAUCUCAAACUACCUUCAGCUAUUUUAUGAUAGAUGGAAAAAAAGUUUAGGAAGUUUCACAGUUUAUACAUAUAAGAAAUAAAUAUAAUUACGAAAGUCUAUUAUCCUUU
Lathyrus oleraceus (garden pea) is the source of this 1857-nucleotide messenger RNA. RefSeq names its product ent-kaurenoic acid oxidase 2. Lineage: Eukaryota; Viridiplantae; Streptophyta; Magnoliopsida; Fabales; Fabaceae. The record is from RefSeq and is a predicted model, not a curated record. Bases 193 to 1659 code for a protein of 488 amino acids. Gene Ontology annotation, molecular function: heme binding; ent-kaurenoic acid monooxygenase activity; iron ion binding. Gene Ontology annotation, cellular component: endoplasmic reticulum. Gene Ontology annotation, biological process: brassinosteroid homeostasis; brassinosteroid biosynthetic process; multicellular organism development. The transcript has 8 exons.